Messenger RNA from Lepus europaeus (European hare), 201 nucleotides. RefSeq names its product defensin beta 134 (gene DEFB134). NCBI's taxonomy places the organism in Eukaryota, Metazoa, Chordata, Mammalia, Lagomorpha, Leporidae. Bases 1 to 201 code for a protein of 66 amino acids. The transcript is spliced from 2 exons. The record is from RefSeq and is a predicted model, not a curated record.
AUGAAGCCUCUCCUCAUCGUGUCUGUCCUUCUGUUCUUCUGGAACGCAGCCCUGGCAGGUUUGAACCCAGUAUCAUCAGAACUGCACAAGAAAUGCUCUGAGAAUGGUCUCUGCCGACUUGAGUGCUAUGGGAGUGAAAUGCUAGUGGCCUACUGUAUGUUUCAGCUGGAAUGCUGUGUCAGAGGAAACCCUGAGCCCUGA